AUGAAAAUCAAUAAAGAUGGCGGGUUGGCUUCAACUCUUACAUAUGCUGAAUUUCCUAAUUAUUAUGUCUACCAAAAAGAUAAACGUCAAUGGAAACAGCGAGAAAGAGGUUUUGCCGUUGGUAGGAUCACACAUGUGUCACCAUCAUCUGGAGAAUUAUAUUAUCUUAGAUUGUUACUAACUACUGUAAGGGGUCCCACCUCAUUUGAUGAUAUCAAAACUGUUGAUGGUAUGGUUCAUGAUACUUUCAAAUCUGCAUGUUUUGCUCUGGGACUCUUACAAGAUGAUAAUGAAUACAUUACUGCAAUCAAGGAAGCAGCCAUAUGGGCAUCUGGAAUUCAAUUAAGGAGGCUCUUUGUAAGCAUGUUAUUAUGUUGUUCUUUACAACAACCUGACAUUGUAUGGAAGGAAACCUCAAAGCUACUCUCAGAAGAUCUAUUUUACAUAUCUUAUAAUGAUCCAGUCUCAUCAGAUAUCCAUAUCUCUCUAUCUGAAAAAGAGAAUGCUGCUUUGAAAGAGAUUGAUAAUCUACUUCAUGCAAAUGGGAAAAGUCUACAUGAAUUUCCUUCAUUACCGUUACCAACAGAAACUGCAACAGUUGAUCUACACAACCAUCUCAUACUGCAAGAAUUGAGUUAUGAUAGACAAGCCUUAUCAGAGGAAGCUAAUACACUUUCCCAGAGUUUGAAUGAUGAGCAACUACUCAUAUAUAAUAUCAUAUUGUCCGCAGUUAAUCUAUCUGACGGUGGGUUUUUCUUUGUGUAUGGGUAUGGUGGAACAGGCAAAACAUUUCUUUGGAAUGCAUUGAUAACAACAUUACGUGCAAAAGGUGAAAUUGUACUUCCAGUUGCAUCAAGUGGAAUAGCUGCAACAUUAUUACCAUCUGGCAGAACAGCACAUUCAAGGUUUGCAAUCCCCAUUCAAAUCACAGAGUCUUCUGUAUGUGGGAUAAAGCAAAACUCAGCACUAGCAAAUCUGAUUAAGUCCACAAAGUUAAUCAUUUGGGAUGAAGCACCGAUGGUUCAGAGGUAUUGUAUUGAAGCAUUUGAUAGAACGUUGAAGGAUAUUAUGCAUUCUAAUGCACCAUUUGGUGGUAAAUGCAUUGUCAUGGGUGGUGAUUUUCGUCAAAUUCUUCCAGUCAUACCAAAAGGUACAAGAGCUACAAUUGUUAAUGCUUCAAUUAAUUCCUCAUACUUAUGGAAUCAUUGUAGAAUUUUGAAGUUAACAAAGAACAUGCGACUGACUUCAACUGCUAUUCCCAGUCAUAAAGAAAAGUUAGAAUGGUUUUCAAAUUGGUUGCUACAUAUUGGUGAUGGAAAAUUAGGUGAAUCAAGUGAUGGUGUUGCAGAAGUUGAAAUCCCUAAAGAGUUGUUGCUCACAAAUUAUAACAACCCACUUCAUGCGAUUGUGGAUAGUAUAUACACAAAUCUCCUUCAUAAUUUAGCUUCUGGUGAAUACUUCAAUGAUAGAGCAAUCUUGGCCCCAACAAUUGAAAUGAUCUGGUCAAGAAAGUGA
This is a messenger RNA of Neltuma alba, 1515 nucleotides long. RefSeq lists its product as uncharacterized. The transcript is spliced from 3 exons. Gene Ontology annotation, molecular function: DNA helicase activity. The record is from RefSeq and is a predicted model, not a curated record. Gene Ontology annotation, biological process: DNA repair; telomere maintenance. Lineage: Eukaryota; Viridiplantae; Streptophyta; Magnoliopsida; Fabales; Fabaceae. The coding region runs from base 1 to 1515 and encodes 504 amino acids.